CGCAGGCCCAGGGUGCGUGCCGUGGUUCCGGUGGGUGGCUAACAUGGCGGCCUCCACCUGGAUGCGCGCGGUCCUCCUGUUUUUGUGUGCCUCGGACCUGCUGCUUCUUCCUCCUCCUGGGGCCCGCGCGGCCGACACGCCGGGCGAAGCCACCCCACCUCCGCGGAAGAAGAAGAAGGACAUCCGCGAUUACAAUGAUGCCGACAUGGCGCGACUUCUGGAGCAGUGGGAGAAAGAUGACGACAUAGAAGAAGGGGACCUUCCAGAGCACAAGCGACCCUCCGCACCCGUCGACUUCUCAAAGCUAGACCCAGGCAAGCCUGAGAGCAUCUUGAAAAUGACGAAGAAAGGGAAAACGCUAAUGAUGUUUGUCACUGUGUCCGGGAACCCCACUGAGAAGGAGACGGAGGAAAUUACCAGCCUGUGGCAGGGCAGUCUGUUUAAUGCCAACUAUGAUGUUCAGAGGUUCAUCGUGGGAUCAGACCGCGCUAUCUUCAUGCUCCGGGAUGGGAGCUAUGCCUGGGAGAUCAAGGACUUUUUGGUUGGCCAAGACAGGUGUGCUGAUGUCACACUAGAGGGACAGGUGUACCCUGGCAAAGGAGGAGGAAGCAAGGAGAAAAAUAAAACAAAGCCAGAGAAGGGUAAAAAGAAGGAGAGAGAUGCCAAGCCGCGGGCUUCCAAGGAAGAUAAUCGAGCUGGGAGCAGGAAAGAGGAUCUCUAGCAGGCGGCCAGCUUCCCCCCGGGCAGGCAGGAGCCUGCAUUCCAGACGACAUUCUCAUGUCUUCUAGAGGGUCAGUGUGUGACCUGGUCAGUAUCGCAGUUACUGUAUGAAGGCUUCACAUAUGGAGACAGGCUUUGUGACUGGUAGUGGACACUGGCAAGUCAUGCUAACUGUGGCAUCGCCUACACGGGAACCUGAUAGCCGUUCUGUACCUCUUAUGCUGGCGAGUCCUUGACGUCUCCAGGGUGCCGCUCCCACCUCUUCACUGCUCUCGCCAGACAGCCUGAGAACCCGCGGCUUGACUGAGGCAGGCAGUGACUGUCAGUCAGUGAAGAUAAGUGUGCUGUGUGAGCCGUGCAGCUGGCUCUGCACACCCAGGGUCCCGACAGCCAGCUCGUGCGGGAUGUACGGGUUCACGAGACGCGCCACCCGAAUCCCGAGGAAUCAUUUCAGAUGAGCCCUCCUCAUCAGUCCAGGAGCCCCACUGUCUGCCAGUCUUCCUGGGGUUGGAGAGGGAACGCGGUUUGUUCUGACUCGUGUGAGGAGAGAAGGGCGCUUCAGUUGAGGGCUCAUGCUCUCGUGGCCCGACAGCUGUGACGUUGGCGAGGAGGGACCAGCAGAAUCUUCCGUCACGUGGACCUCACAUACAGCAUUUCUGAGUGGUUUUCUUUGAUAAAGUGCCUGAACUUGUGCUUUCGGAUGGUUCUCUCGUGGUGUGCUGUUGCUCACAUCCGGGUUUUGCUGUUUGUAGGUUGAAGCCUAUCUAAAAGAACAUUUCUAUGAGGAAGCCUUUUCUAAGAACCUACAUUCUUUAAAACCUCGGUUGUGAUUGUAAGCAAUUCAGAAUGGUACAUGCACUCAUACAUGGCUAGGAAGUGUCACCGUUAGAGCGCUGCGGUGUGAAUUGCCCCUGCCCUGCUGCCGGUAGUUUGUCCCAGUGGAGCUACUGCUGAUCGUUUGUUUUUCAGAAAUAAAGUACGUUUACCAGC
This is a messenger RNA of Myodes glareolus (Bank vole), 1710 nucleotides long. It is a transcript of the gene Mesd, whose product is annotated as mesoderm development LRP chaperone. The record is from RefSeq and is a predicted model, not a curated record. Gene Ontology annotation, molecular function: low-density lipoprotein particle receptor binding. Gene Ontology annotation, biological process: protein folding. Lineage: Eukaryota; Metazoa; Chordata; Mammalia; Rodentia; Cricetidae.